UUCACUAAUUGUCCACAUACGCAGUUGAGGAUAGUGCUGUCGAUCAACUGCGCCGCCGGAGAAGGUCUACGGACGGCUCGGCAAGCCGGAUAUACUUACAACAUUCCCACGGUACCAUUUACCUUGCCUGCACCUAAUUACGGUCCACCGGCAUCACCUCCUUCACCGCCAAGUUAUCCCUAUUCCACCCCAUUGCCACCAUCUUCUAGGCCGGAUUAUUCUUAUCCCGCGCCAGCCCCUGCACAGCCGCGUUACUCAUAUCCUCCACCACCAGCACCUCCUCCGCCUCCUCCACCUCCACCAUCUCCCCCUCGUCCUUCUCCAACACCUACUUAUUUACCACCACCGCCGCCUCCGCCUCCGCCACCACGACCACCGCCACCUCCACCACCACCACCACCACCACCACCACCUCCACCACCUCCACCACCGCCACCGCCACCGCCUCCUCCAACACCUACUUAUUUGCCGCCAUCACCACCGCCUCCACCACCGCCUCCACCACCGCCUCCACCACCGCCUCCAUCACCAUCACCUCCACCACCACCGCCUCCACCACCACCACCGCCUCCACCACCACCACCGCCUCCAACACCUACUUACUUACCGCCGUCGCCACCGUCACGGCCACCACCGCCGUCACCACCUCCGCCUCCUCUGCCUCCACCAGUGUCGCCAACCUACUUGCCUGUUUCAACAUCACCUCCGUCAAUACGAGUUUCUACACCAGCGCCAACUUAUCUACCACCAUAUGGUCAGGAAAUCCAACAACUUUCUCAAGCACCCGUCACUUACGCAUCAAGCACCGCAUCUGCAAUGUCGUCCAAUGCGGUUAAAAUAAUUGGACCAGUCGGACCAACGGUGAAUAAUUACGGAGCAUCUAACGCAGCAUCGUUUGCAAGUUCUUCGGCUUCUAGUCCGACAUAUGACUACUCGACAGCGCGUCCCACGACUAUUGGAUACAAUUAUCCUACGUCAGCUCCUCCCGCCAGCUAUCCUGCCCCAGCUCCUCCACCUAGCUAUCCUGCUCCUGCUCCUCCAUUCAGUUAUCCUGCUCCAGCUCCUCCACCUAGCUAUCCUGCUCCUGCUCCUCCGCCCAGUUAUCCUACGCCAACUCCUCCAUCUAGCUAUCCUGCUCCUGCUUCUCCACCCAGUUAUCCUGCCCCAGCUCCUCUACCGAGUUAUCCUGCACCAGCUUCUACUCCGACUUCAAAGUAUAACUAUUCUCCCAUCUCUAGACCCAGUUAUUCUGCAUCCGCUCCUCCACGUAAUUAUCACGUAAUACCACGCCCUGGCCCACGUUAUCUACCUCCAGUCUCCUAG
Molecule: messenger RNA, 1323 nt
Organism: Bombus huntii
Lineage: Eukaryota; Metazoa; Arthropoda; Insecta; Hymenoptera; Apidae
Exons: 1
Source: RefSeq, a predicted model, not a curated record